GUCCUUUCACUGCUGAAUUGUGCAAGAUAUUUAACCCUGUUUUCUUUGAAUUAUGGCUUAAAUAUCAAACAUCUUAAAUAAGAAAAGGGAAACAUUUUAGUUUUGGAAGUCAGAAUGCCAAGGAGAAGGAAAAAUCUUGGGGGAAAUCCUUUUCGGAAGACCGCAGAUGCUAAGGAAGGUAUCGUGUCCAGUGUUGCUAGCUGUGAGGAGCCAACCACUACACUCCCUUCCAUGGGUGAGACACUUGAUCAGGAAGAACUCUUCACCAGUAUCUCAGAGAUGUUUUCUGACCUGGAUCCCGAUGUAGUAUAUUUGAUGCUUUCUGAAUGUGAUUUCAAAGUUGAAAAUGCUGUUGAUUGUCUAUUAGCAUUAUCUGCCACCGAUGCCAAGAUACAGGAGUCAUCUUCACAAAGUUUUGUUGCUUCUGAGAACCAAGUAAGUGCAGCAGAAAGUAAAAUCAUGGAAAAGUGUCCUGCAAAGAAGAGUGAAAAUUCAAAAAUGGAUUCAUUUUUAGAUGUGCAGCUACCUGAAGACUUGGAUUCCUUAAUACAGAAUGCUUUUGAGAAUCUGAACUCUUCACCUGAUGACCAAGCAAGCUCCCUUUUACCUCUGCAAGAUGUUCAUAGUUCUAAUCACCCGAGUGAGUUUAUCAAUUCUGAUUCAAGUGAUAUGACUCCCGUUCCUUCUACACAAAAUAUGGAUUUGAACAGUGAAAGCGUAGAGGAUUCUGCUUCUGCAUUAAGUUCAGACCCGUUACCUUCACAUUCAGGUUCGAAUGAGUCCGAGUGUUUUAUAAAGGAUAACGCAUUGGCAUCGGAAGAUACCCACCAAGAAGAUCCUCUUCUCAGAAGUUCUUUGAAUGUAGUGAGUGACUCUGACUUGGUUUGUAGCCAUCUCAACCCAAAGCAGAAAGAACCUUUAGAAUCCGAGUGUGCCAAGGCUCAGUUCUCUCAAUCUCCUGUAGAUUUGGAUGCCCAUGAACCACCUCAGGCUUCUUCGAACCUUCCAGAGUUUGAUUCACCAGAUUCAGAAGGGGAUCAGAAAUCUGCUUCGGUCUCUGAUGAGUUUGUGCCUUCUGAAGGGGUCAGUUUCACGCUGCAGAAGUAUCUUGAACCACUGCCCAAGGGGAAGGUUGUGAGUUACUACCCGGUGCUGACGACUCUCCCUUGGCAGCUGCGCCAUUCUCUCUCUCCCCGGCUGUGGAACCCAAUUCUUCCACCUUUUGACCUCUUCCAAGGCAACCAUGACUUUGUGUCUCCUGCUGUAAUCUCAGCUACACACCGGAGAUCUGUCACCUAUAUGUUUCCACCCUCGGUUAUGUCUCACACUUCCCCAGAAAAGGUACAGAGAAAUCAAGAGGCAACCACUGCUCACCAAGUCCAAGAAAACCUGGCUGCUCAGGUUGGAAAAAAGAAGACAAAGUCACGUGUGAGACUAGCUUUGGUUCUUCUCAGAGGGCUUCCAGGAUCAGGAAAAUCUUUUUUGGCAAGGACUUUGCAAGAGGAUAAUCCGAGUGGAGUCAUUCUUAGUACUGAUGAUUAUUUUUGCGUAAAUGGACAGUACCAGUUUGAUGUAAAGCACUUAGGAGAAGCACAUGAAUGGAACCAGAAUCGUGCAAAAGAAGCAUUUGAGAAGAAGAUAUCUCCUAUAAUAAUAGAUAAUACAAAUCUACAGGCAUGGGAAAUGAGGCCAUAUGUUGCUUUGUCUCAAAAACAUAAAUAUAAAGUCCAUUUCCGGGAACCAGACACGUGGUGGAAGUUCAAACCAAAGGAACUUGCAAGACGUAAUAUUCAUGGGGUAAGCAAAGAAAAGAUAAUAAGAAUGUUGGAACACUAUCAGCGUGUUGUUUCAGUGCCAAUCAUCAUGAGUUCUUCAGUUCCAGAGAAGAUUGAACGUGUUGAGUUGUGUGAAUAUCCUUGUGAGGAUAAAAACACUUGCCCAAGAGUCAGUGAAGAUAUUACCUCUGAAAAAGAAGAAAAUGUUUUAUCCUCAUCUUUGAAGCAUCUAGAGUUAAGUGAAGAGACGAACCUUGAAGUGACCAAAGAAAUGACAUUACCUGAGAAUAGUACGCAUCUCCCUGAUGCAGAUUUAAACCAAGGGAGAACAGAAACAAGUGGUUUGAAUCAUAGCAGUCAAAGUACUUUCCUUCUGGAAACUCCACACACGUGUUUUUCUGACUCUGAAAACAAAGACCAAGCAACGGACAGAAGUGAAGGACAGGAAGUAGAAAUGGUCCCUGCAGGAGAGUGUCAUAAGCCUGAUGCAGAGAGUUCUGUAGAGACAGCAGCACCGAGUACUUGCUGUGGCGAAAAUAACCAGGAAGACUGUGGUCUUACUAGCACUAUUCCGCUUCAAAGUGAAAGCUCUUCUGCUGGAGAAACACUGGAAGAGAGAGCAACCUUUAAAAAAGAAGCCUCUGAGAAACAAACAAGCACGUCAGCUUUGGAAAAGUUCCCAACACAUGAGCUGCCAAGUUUUGUGGGUGACUGGCCAGUGGACAAGACUAUGAGUCAGAGGACAAAAAGGAACCGAAAAGCUGAAAAAGCAUCAUCUGUUGUAAGUGACAAAAAGCAUCGUCGUCCUCGGUCACACAGGGUAUUAGAGGAUAGUACUCCUGUGAGUGGACAGUCUGUCGAGCCACCAGGCUCUCCACAUGACAGUGUGGAGGGUGGCAAGAAGUCACCGCCUGUUGAUGCUUCAGAACCCCUCAAUAGCCAACCACAUGAAGCUCACAAAGAUACCACAAAGCCCUCAUUCAACAUGGUGGGCGACUGGCCUCCAUCUGAUUCUUUGGCUCAGAGGGAACACAGAUCUAGAAUGCCGAGAACUGGUUUAAAGGAGCCCAACCUACAAAUGGGAACGAAUAGCAAUACGAGUGAAAUAACCUUAGACACAGAAUGUGAAGCCUGUUGGGGUACAAGCCCUGAAAAAUUAACGUUAGAUAACUCCAAACUAAGAAAUCCUGAAAUGCCACCCAAUGAAAUGCCCUGUGAGAGUCAGACUAGUCUAAGUGAAAAGAUUCAUGGGCAAAGCACAUCACUGCCUCAUGCUUCUACUGGUCAUAUGCCAUGUAUUCCGGAAGUGGUGGGAUCACAGACUGUAGCUGAGUUUCCAGAGGGAAUGCCUGAAGGGGUCCCUGGCACAGAAGGAGGCGUGUAUACCCAGACUGAACCACAGGACUUUGCUCUCUUAUGGAAAAUAGAAAAGAAUAAAAUCAAUGUUUCAGAGUCUGUCAAAGUAUUUGUAGGAAGAUUAGAUGGAUUUAAGCCGAAAGCUCUCGACAGUAGCACAAAAUCAGAUGCUCAAGAAACAAUUCCAUACAGGGCCAUGCAUGAUAAAAGCACAUAUGUUGAAGAAAGUGAGCUCACCUGCAUUGAUGAGUCUGAAAACCUGAACGUUCUUUGUAAACUAUUUGGAUUCUUUUCAUCAGAAGCCCUGAAAGACUUGUAUGAGCGGUGUAAUAAGGAUAUUAUUUGGGCCACAAGCCUUUUGUUGGAUUCUGAAACUAAAUUAUGUGAGGACACUGAAUUUGAGAAUUUCCAAAAAACAUAUGAUGAGUCUCCAAUGGGGCCAUCUUCUCUGGGAUUGAAUUUGAAAGAAGUGAAUAGCCAAAGCGGAGCGUCCAAUGAUUCGAAUUCUUCUUUGCCAGAGUUGAGCCAUGGAAUUGGUGUCAGUAACUGUGAUGCAGAAAAGAGGAACUCAGAGCAGGCAGAAGUAAGAGCCAGGACUCCUGAAAACCCUGAAUUCUUAACAAACACAUCUCCCAAUGCUGCUGUAGAUCUAAAGAAUAAUACGGAAACGCUUCCUAACAGUCAGUCCGAGCUUUUAUUUAGCUUUAAGCAGUCUUCCCCAGAUAGCCUAAAAGCUGCUACUCCUAGUGAUGUGAGUGAGAUGGAAAAAUAUCUUGUCACAGAAUUGGGAGACAAUGUACAUUCUUCAAAUUUGUCUGAUAUUUUAAACUCUGUAUCUCAUACUUCAAAUCUUGAGUUAAGUGAAGACAUUUAUUUUACUGACUCUCUUGAAAUAAAGGAACAGGAAGAUCUUCCAACGGAUCAUGUCAAGGUUCCCAACACAGAACUCAUGAAUGGAGAUGAGCAGGGAAUGGAGAAAAUUCUAAUGGCAGGGAGUGGCUUGUGGGCUGGAGUUAGUGAGGAAGAUGAAACUGAGAUUCUGAGUCCCACUCCAGGGACAACUAAGUCUCUGACCAUAAAUUGCCUGGAGUUGACGUUACCCCCUGAACUGGCUUUUCAACUCACUGAAUUGUUUGGCCCUGUUGGUAUUGAUACAGGGUCUCUGACAGCUGAAGACUGUGUGGUUCACAUAGACCUAAACCUGGCCAAAGCGAUCCAUGAGAAAUGGGAAGAGUCUGUCAUGGAGCGACAGAGACAAGAAGAGGUGUCCUGUGACAAAUCCACACAAGAUCCUUCCCUGGUUGGACAUAUUGAUCUUGAUAAUUCUGAACAAAAGUCAUCUCAGAGUACAGACAAAAAAUUAAUGAAGACUUUAGCAGCAGAUGAAAUGCUGCCCUUCCUGGAUCAUUGGAAUACUCAAACUAAAAAAGUGUCACUCCGAGAAAUCAUGUCAGAAGAAAUGAUCUUUCAGGAAAAACAUGAUUUGAAAAGAGAGACACUUACGUCUGAAAAAGAUUUAGCCACCAAACUCAAGGAGAAGCAGCUCUUUAAGUUAUUUCCAACCAUUGACCAGAAUUUUCUGGUGGAUGUUUUCAAGGACCACAACUAUUCAUUGGAACACACUUUGCAGUUUCUAAACUGUGUCCUUGAAAUGGACCCUGUCAAAACAGUAGUAGCACAAGAGUUUGCCCAGCAGAAGGAGAAUGCCACUUCUCAUACUGCCUGGAAGUUCAAAGAGAAAAAGGCAAGGAAAUCAAAAGAGACUGAAGACACAGCCAGCGAGCUGUUGUUCCAGGGCAUCCAGUACCCAGAGUACGACCGCUGCAGGGCGAAGGCUAUCCUGCACCAGCAGAAGCGGAUGGAGUGCUACAAGAAGGCCAGGGAGGCCUACCGCAUGGGCAGGAAGAAUGUGGCCACCUUCUAUGCCCAGCAGGGCGGGCAGCAUGAGCAGAAGAGGAAGGAAGCCAACCUCCUGGCCGCCAUGGAGAUCUUUGAGAAAGUCAACGCCUCGCUGUUGCCGCAGAACAUUCUAGACCUCCAUGGGCUGCAUGUGAAUGAAGCUCUAAGACAUCUGGUGAUAGUUUUACAGCAGAAAAUGAAAGAGUUUAAGCGGAGUGGCGGCAAGCCCUAUCUGUUUGUGAUUACGGGGAGAGGGUCCCACAGCCUGGGAGGCGUCGCCCGCAUCAAGGUAGCCGUCGUCCAUUACCUCUUAAGCCAUAGCAUCAGGUUCUCUGAAAUUAAGUCAGGGUGCUUGAAAAUCAUGCUAACGUAAUAUAAGCGUCCUUGACUUAGAAGUGUGAAGCUUGGUAGGUUAAAAUUAGCUUUAUUUGCAAUAAUUCAGUCAGUUCUACUUGAAGCGUGUGUUUUAUUAGAAAUAAUAU
This is a messenger RNA of Carlito syrichta (Philippine tarsier), 5512 nucleotides long. RefSeq names its product NEDD4 binding protein 2 (gene N4BP2). Gene Ontology annotation, molecular function: ubiquitin binding. The record is from RefSeq and is a predicted model, not a curated record. Lineage: Eukaryota; Metazoa; Chordata; Mammalia; Primates; Tarsiidae. Bases 115 to 5403 code for a protein of 1762 amino acids. The transcript has 16 exons.